Molecule: messenger RNA, 2532 nt
Organism: Vicia villosa (hairy vetch)
Lineage: Eukaryota; Viridiplantae; Streptophyta; Magnoliopsida; Fabales; Fabaceae
Product: protein SNOWY COTYLEDON 3-like
Exons: 6
Coding region: 371-2242 (623 amino acids)
Biological process (GO): centrosome cycle; spindle assembly
Cellular component (GO): centrosome; cytoplasm; nuclear microtubule
Molecular function (GO): microtubule binding
Source: RefSeq, a predicted model, not a curated record
UCUUACUACGCGCGUACGUGUGUCACAGUUUUCGCUUCACUCUUUCUGGUGGCUCAGCUUCCACCUUCUCAUUUUCGGUGUUAAAUUUUCCAAAAUCCAAAUUCACAAUCACGCGGCGUGUGGCUCUCUCAUCAUAUACGACAGUUACACUCAUCACGCACAGUUUUAGCAACGCCGAAUCGUAACGGUCAAAUUUUCGCUCCCAUUUUUCAAUCACUGAAGAAAAUCACACUCGCGAUUUUUUCUCUGCUACAUUAUGAUUCUUAAUGCUUCACGGUACUGGUUUGAUUUUUAGGGUUCUGGUUUUGAGCGAUGAGUUUCGUGCAUUUAUUCGUACAUUUAGCAUUGGAAUUGAAAUUUUGAGAGAGAAAUGGUGACUGCGGUUUCCACGACGAAAGUUACGAAGAGAGCACCAACACCGAAGAGACCACCGUUGUUACCGUCUGAAUCGGAUAAUGCAAUCGCUCCGCCUGCUCCGCCGAGAAGGCCGAAAGCACGAGAAGUUACUUCUCGGUACAUGUCUUCGUCUUCUUCGUCGUCGUCUUUUUCGUCGCCUCCUAAAAGAAGUAACUCGCCGUUGGUGACUAGAGCAGUGAAUUCGAAUAUGAAUUUGACGAGGCAGAAAUUGACGCCGGCGGUGAUGCAGAGGUCUCAGUCGACGGAGCGGCGGAGGCAAGGAACUCCUCGACCUAACAACGGUGAGACUCCGGUUGCUCAGAGAAUGUUGUUUACUUCGACUAGGAGUUUGUCUGUUUCGUUCCAGGGAGAGUCAUUUUCGUUUCAGGUCAGCAAAGCGAAACCGCCGCCGGCGAGUCAGAGUGUGAGGAAAAGUACGCCGGAGAGGAGGAAAGUAACGGCGACUACACCGAUAGCUACGAGAGGGAGAGUUAACGGAAAUUCCGAUCAGAUGGAGAAUUCGGUUUCGAGGUCAUUAGAUCAGCACCGGUGGCCGGGGAAAUCACAACAGCAACAAGCGAAUUUCAUGAACAGAAGCUUGGAUUGUGGUAUUUCAUUGAGAUAUUCGAAUGGACCUGGAAACAACGUGGUUAGGUCAUUGCGUGAUUCGUUGUUGGAUCCUCGAGUGUCUCAGGAAGCUGCAUUGAGAUUUGAAAGCAACAAAAAUGGCGGAUCUGAACCUGAAAUUGAACCUGAAGAACUUGUUCCUUCUGAUAAUGAUAGCGUAACUUCUGGUAGUUCUUCUGGAGCUCAUGAUAAUGGAGGAAAAGAAAUGCACGGAGGUUCUCGUGUUGUGCCGGCGAGGUUCUUGCAAGAGGCUAAUAAUCCGUUACGGCGCCAAACAGAUCUUCCGUCUCCAAGGAACGGUGGAAUUGGAAAUAAAGCCGUGGAUCCUCCAAAGCUUUUGGUGCCGAAGAAAUCAGCGUUGUUUAGUCCUGCAUCCUCUCCACGAGGAAUUGUGAAUAGCCGGUUACAAGGUUCUCCUAUUCGUUCUGCUGUUCGUCCUGCUUCUCCGAGUCCGCUAGCCUCAUCAUCACCGUGGUCUCCUUCCCGUGGCGCGAGUCCUUCUCGAGGAAGAAAUGGAAUCGUUAGUAGUCUGACUAGUAGAUUUGUUAACGAGCCUUCUGUUUUGAGUUUUGCUGUUGAUGUUCCGAGGGGGAAGACGGGAGAGAACAGGGUAGCUGAUGCACAUUCAUUGAGACUUAUGCAUAACAGGCUAAUGCAAUGGCGAUUUGUGAAUGCUAGAGCAGAUGCUUCCCUCUCUGUACAAACAUCGAAUGCUGAGAAAAGCCUCUAUGGUGCUUGGGUAGCUACAUUGAACCUACGUGAAUCUGUUAUAGCCAAAAGAGUAGAGUUGCAGCUGUUGAAACAACAUUUCAAGCUAAUAUCGAUCCUGAAGGAGCAAAUGAUCUAUUUGGAAGACUGGGCUAUUCUCGACCGGGUGUACUCUGACUCGCUAUCCGGAGCAACUGAAGCGCUAAAGGCCAGCACCUUACGCCUUCCUGUUUUUGGUGGGGCCAAGAUAGAUCUACUAAAUUUGAAGGAUGCCAUCUGUUCAGCAAUGGAUGUGAUGCAGGCUAUGGCUUCCUCCAUAUGUCUCUUGUUACCAAAAGUUGUAAAUGUAAAGUCACUGGUAGCUGAACUUGUCAACUUAAGUGCAAAGGAGCGAUGUUUGCUUGAAGAGUGCCAAGAUCUUUUGUCAACAAUUAGAACUAUGCAGGUCAGAGAGAGUAGCCUGAUAUCACAUACUAUACAAAUGAAAUGCUUAACCAGAAAUCAGCAAUGAAAUUACAAGUAAAUAACUAUAUUGUAUGACCUGCUCCCUUUUUUGGUGCUAACAUCAUAACAUAGGAGUGGUUAGUUUUUUUAGUUUGGGGUCUUGAGUUCAAUGCAUGAAACCAUCUUGAUUGAUUAGCAGAGUGAGUAUUGCAAAGAGUGGAUUUGAAUUUGUGGUUCUUCAAAUGGAAGUUUGCAUAGUUUUUUUUUUGGUCCUUGUAUCCUUUUUUUUGUUCAAUGAUGUAUAUAAAUUGUGUAGCAUUUUAUAUUUUAAUUGAUUUUAUUCUAUUUUGUAUUUAA